This is a messenger RNA of Fraxinus pennsylvanica, 1710 nucleotides long. Lineage: Eukaryota; Viridiplantae; Streptophyta; Magnoliopsida; Lamiales; Oleaceae. The record is from the annotation of a GenBank genome assembly.
AUGCCAAAGAUUAAAGGGAAAGCAUUAUGCAUUUCUCUUGCUAAUGAAUCCAAAAAUGAGGAGAUAAGUAUCACAAGUGAAACCGAGGAAAGAAUGAUUUCCAAGAAUGGUGCAGGUUCACGAUCUGUUGAGGAAGCUAGUAGUGGAAAAAAUUCUGGUGAGCAUGGUCCAUUGAAGAAAGGUCCCUGGACUUCUGCAGAAGAUGCAAUUUUAGUUCAAUAUGUUACUAAACACGGAGAGGGGAACUGGAAUGCAGUCCAGAAGCACUCGGGCCUUGCCCGCUGUGGGAAAAGUUGUCGUUUGAGGUGGGCAAACCACCUGAGACCAGAUUUGAAGAAAGGUGCAUUCACUCCUGAGGAGGAGCGACUCAUCAUUGAACUUCAUGCUAAAAUGGGAAACAAAUGGGCUCGGAUGGCGGCUGAGUUGCCUGGCCGUACAGAUAAUGAGAUAAAAAACUACUGGAACACUAGAAUCAAAAGAAGACAACGUGCUGGAUUACCAAUCUACCCUCCAGAAAUAUGUAAGCAAGCAUUAAAUGAGAGCCAGAGAAACGAGGACUUCCAUACUUCCUCAUCCGGGAAUGCUCAACAUCACGACUUCCCACCAAUUAAUAACUUUGAAAUCCCGGCCGUGGAAUUCAAAAGUUUGGAACUUAAUCAGCUGUUAUGUACACCAACACUUCUUGAUAUUCCUCCAACUAGCUUCCUUUGUAUCCCUGCAAAUGGCCUUCUAGUGCAAGGUCUCAAUCCUUCUUACACUGGCAAGUCUGUGCUCUCGACAUUCUACCCAUCGAAGUGUUUUCAAGGAUCCGAAUUUUUGCAUCCCAGUUUAAACGAACCUGUUUGUGAUGUUGUCCCAGUAGGCAUUCAAUACCCAAACGAUGGUUCGAUGCAGAUAGCUCAAUCUUCUGCUCUACCGUCUGCAUAUAACAGUAAUUCAAACUCCGAUAAUCCACCAUCCUCGAGUUCAGUUCGUGGCUGCCAUUCCAUUUUAAAUGGCAACUCUAGCUCAGAGCCUGCUUGGGUGAUGAAGCUAGAGCUCCCUUCACUCCAAACUCGAACAGGUAGUUGGGGAUCACCUUCUUCUCCACUUCCUUCCCUUGAAUGUGUUGAUACUUUGAUCCGGACCACUCCGACUGAAAACACUCAGUCGUGUAGUCUUUCCCUGCAAAACAGUGGUUUGUUGGAUGCUGUGCUGUAUGAAUCACAAAAUAUGAACAAUUCCUGUCAGAAAUUUUCUCAAGCAUCGGUUAAGCCCAUUGAUGUAAUGGAUACUUCGUCUCAUGAUCUUCAUGAGACAAAAUGGGAAACAUAUGGUGAUCCGCUCUCUCCUUUAGGUCAUUCUUCUGUGUCCUUCAGUGAAUACACCAUCAGAAGCAGAAAUCCAUUGGAUGAAUCCGAAUCAGUUGAAACUCUGCCAGGAUGCAAUAUUAAAGAAGAACCAGUCGAGCCUGUCCCAAUGCAAUACGAUGACAACUCCGAGACAGCAAAGCUGACAAUCUUCUCCAGGCCUGAUUUCUUGCUUGCCUCAAACUGCUUUGUUCCUAACAAUGACUGGACUUGGGAACAUUCCCUGCCGGAAGAUGCAUUCGGGCCAUUCCUUGGUGAGGAUUUGAGCUGGGACUGCAAGCAAAUGGACAGUGGUGCUACAUCUUCAGCUCAAGGGUGUGGGCAUAGUUCUUGUGCAUUGAAUACCAUGUCUACUGUCUAG